AAAGCACACAGGGGUCGAAUUUGGAAGGGCACCAAGGCAAGUUGGAAGGGCGGCAAGUUGGAAGGGCACCAAGGCAAGUUGGAAGGGCACCAAACCAAGGCAAGUUGGAAGGACACCAAGGCAAGUUGGAAGGGCACCAAGACAAGUUGGAAGGGCACCAAGGCAAACGUUUUGUUCAGAAGAUGGUACAUCUCUUAAUCCUGCAACUUUGAAGAUACAUCAGUAAAAGGCUGCUUUCAAAGAAGCAAUAUUUUGUGGAUCAGAUCAAAACGUUGAAGGUUCUCUGUCUUAAGAGAAAUAUGUCUAGCAGUGAUGAUAGAUUUGUCGAACGUGAGGUCUCGUCAAAACAUUGUGAAAGCAACCCUCAUCUGGCAGAAGAAACUAAACCACAUUCUUGCGAGAAGCCUUUCCAGUGUGGGAUGUGCUUGAAGUGUUUCUCUUACAAGAGUAAGAUUAAGCACCAUAUGAGGAUCCACACUGGUGAACGACCAUAUCAGUGUGGGGUGUGCAGAAAGUGUUUUCUUGAGAAAAGAUACGUGAAAAAGCAUAUAUUAAUUCACAAUGGAGUUAAGAAUUUCAAAUGUGAUUUGUGUUCAAAAUCUUUCCAUAAUUCCCUCUUGAAAGUACAUAUGCUCGUUCAUACUGGUGUUAUGCCUUUCAAGUGUGAAAUGUGUGCAAAGCGUUUUUCGCUAAAUGCCAACUUGAAACAACAUAUGUUGGUUCACACUGGUGUUAAGGCUUUCAAGUGCAAGGUAUGUGCCAAAUGUUUCUCACGAAAUACCCAUUUGAAACAACAUAUGUUGGUUCACACUGGUGUUAAGAAUUUCAGAUGUGAGGUAUGUACAAAAUGUUUCUCAAAAAACCCCGACUUGAAACGACACAUGUUGGUUCACGCUGGUGUUAAGAAUUUCAAAUGUGAGGUAUGUGCAAAACGUUUCUCACGAAAUACCAACUUGAAACGACACAUGAUGGUUCACACUGGUGUUAAGGAUUUCAAAUGAGAGGUAUGUGCAAAAGGUUCCUCAAGCAAUCUGAAAUUGAAAGAACAUAUGAACAUUCACAAUAUCGAUGUGAAACAACAUAUUUUGGUUCACACUAUUGUUAAGAGUUGAAUGUAUUUGCUAAAUGUUUCUCAUACAAUGACAGCUUGAAUCAUCAUAUGUUUGUUCACACAGGUAAUACACAGUUCAAGUGUGAUGCGUGCAUAAAGUGUUUCUCUCAUGGUUAUCAGCAAAAAUAUCAUUCAUGCAAAUGAGAAACUUUUAACACGUUUAAAAUGCACAAACUGAUUUAACAUACAACACCAUCUUGAAGUACCUCCUGUCUGUUCAAAUUAAAUAGAGAGGUGUGUAGCUCAGUAGUAGUGUGAUGGGUCAUGUGAUCAACACUCGUCAAACUGAUUUAACAUCAACACCAUCUUGAAGUGCCUCCUGUCUGUUCUUAUUAAAUAGAGAGGUGUGUAGCUCAGUAGUACUGUGAUUGGUCAUGGGAUCAACACUCGUCAAACUGAUUUAACAUACAAAACCACCUUGAAUAGCCUCCUGUCUGUUCAUAUUAAUUAGAGAGGUGUGUAGCUCAGUAGAAGUGUGAUGGGUCAUGGGACAACACUCAUCAGACUGAUUUAACAUACAACACCAUCUUGAAGUGCCUCCUGUCUGUUCUUAUUAAAUAGAGAGGUGUGUAGCUCAGUAGUAGUGUGAUUGGUCAUGGGAUCAACACUCGUCAAAAUUAUUUAACAUACAACACCAUCUUGAAGUGCCUCCUGUCUGUUCUUAUUAAAUAGAGAGGUGUGUAGCUCAGUAGUAGUGUGAUUGGUCAUGGGAUCAACACUCGUCAAAAUGAUUUAACAUACAACACCAUCUUGAAGUGCCUCCUGUCUGUUCUUAUUAAAUAGAGAGGUGUGUAGCUCAGUAGUAGUGUAAUGGGUCAUGGGAUCAACACUCAUCAAACUGAUUUAACAUACAACACCAUCUUGAAGUGCCUCCUGUCUGUUCUUAUUAAAUAGAGCGGUGUGUAGCUCAGUAGUAGUAUGAUGGGUCAUGGGAUCAACACUCGUCAAACUGAUUUAACAUACAACACCAUCUUGAAGUGCCUCCUGUCUGUUCAUAUUAAAUAGAGAGGUGUGUAGCUCAGUAGUAGUGUGAUCGGUCAUGGGAUCAGCCUCCUGUCUGUUCUUAUUAAAUAGAGAGGUGUGUAGCUCAGUAGUAGUGUGAUCGGUCAUGGGAUCAGCCUCCUGUCUGUUCUUAUUAAAUAGAGAGGUGUGUAGCUCAGUAGUAGUGUGAUCGGUCAUGGGAUCAACACUCGUCAGACUGAUUUAACAUACAACACCAUCUUGAAGUGCCUCCUGUCUGUUCAUAUUAAUUAGAGAGGUGUGUAGCUCAGUAGCAGUGUGAUGGGUCAUGGGAUCAACUCUCGUCAGACCUAUUUCAGGUUUUACCACUCACUAGGCCAGCUUUUCUGUAACUGUCAAUAAUAUCAUUAGUAACGACGAAGGCAAAAUGGUUGAAUAUGGACCUUUAUUCGGUGUGGGUCUUAAGGAAACAUAGCGAGGUGUGUCGCUUAACAGACGUGUGAGGCUCAUGGGAUCGAUACUCGUUAUAAGACCUAUUUUAGGAUUUAUCACUCACACUAGGUCAGCCUUCCCGUAAUUUACACAAACAUCGUGAAUAAGAACGAAGAUAAAAUGGUUGAAUAUGAUUCUUAUUCACUGUGGGUGCUAUGGCUUUGAACGGCCAAACUACAUUGGUUGUCUGGAAAAUUCAACAUGGCUUCUGCUCAUGUGUUUGUUGGUGUGUGUAUGAUUGUGCCUCUGUAUGGGACUUGUGUUACAUAUAUAUAUAUAUACAUAUAUACAUACAUAUGUACAUACAUACAUACAUACAUACAUAUGUGAUGCCUGCAAAAUAUUUAGUCACAGUAUCAGCUAAUUGUUAUUUGAUAUUGAUAACAUUUUCAAAUGUGACGUGUCUUCAAAAUGCGAGCUUAAACACAUUGUUGGUGGUUAUAAGAUUGUCAAAUGUAAUGUGUCUAUAAAAUGUCAUACAUUUGGUGCGAGCUAAAACAUAGUUAAUGUUGGCUAUAACAGUGUAAGAUUUUAAAGUGUGAUGUGUCUGCAAAGGAGUUUAGUCACAGUACAAGUUUAGAUAUAGUCCUAGUUUAUGCUGUUCAUAAAAAUUUCAAAUGUGAUGUAUCUAACGAAUGAGUUUAGACACAGUAUAAGUACUUUCAAGAUAUUGUAAGUUUAUAUUCUUAUCAUAAAAACUUUUCUUUAGGCUCUGUUUUAAAUGUUUUCACUUUUUGUGUUUUAUUUCGAGACCAAAUGUUUCUUGUGAAAUAAUAAUAAA
Messenger RNA from Gigantopelta aegis, 3344 nucleotides. RefSeq names its product gastrula zinc finger protein XlCGF71.1-like. The transcript has 2 exons. The record is from RefSeq and is a predicted model, not a curated record. Lineage: Eukaryota; Metazoa; Mollusca; Gastropoda; Neomphalida; Peltospiridae. Bases 300 to 1001 code for a protein of 233 amino acids. Gene Ontology annotation, biological process: regulation of transcription by RNA polymerase II. Gene Ontology annotation, molecular function: RNA polymerase II cis-regulatory region sequence-specific DNA binding; DNA-binding transcription factor activity, RNA polymerase II-specific.